Monascus purpureus is the source of this 1410-nucleotide messenger RNA. The record is from the annotation of a GenBank genome assembly. NCBI's taxonomy places the organism in Eukaryota, Fungi, Ascomycota, Eurotiomycetes, Eurotiales, Aspergillaceae.
AUGCAGCUUAUCUUCACGGUUGCAGCCAUCGCGAGUGUGGCAGCCGGGUUUCAGUCGGUGAUUAGCGAAAAGCAAUUUUCUCAGGAAUUUCUCGACAACUACAGCAUCCUGAAGCACUAUGGCGGUAAUGGCCCUUACUCCAGCCGCCGGUCCUACGGGAUCUCGCGCGAACCUCCCGACUCGUGCUCCGUCGACCAGGUCAUCAUGAUCAUGCGUCAUGGCGAGCGAUAUCCGUCUCCAGACCUCGGAGCGAGCAUCGAAGCAGCUCUCGCCAAGAUCAAGUCCUCGAACGUAUCCACAUACCAGGGCGACCUGGAUUUCCUAAAUUCCUGGACCUACUAUGUCCCCAAUCACUGUGCCUACAAUGCCGAGACCUCCACCGGACCGUAUGCUGGUCUCCUCGAGGGAUUCAAGCGAGGUAGCGACUACCGCGCUCGUUACGGUCAUUUGUGGGACGGGGAGUCGAUUGUCCCAAUCUUCGCUGCUGGUUACCAGCGUAUCAUUGCUACUUCUCGAAAAUUCGGCGAGGGUUUCUUCGGCGCCAACUACUCCACCAAUGCGGCCAUCAAUAUUAUCUCAGAGGCAAAGGAGAUGGGUGCAAAUAGCCUCACACCCACUUGCGACCACGACAAUGACACCAGCACUUGCAACUCCCUGACAACGGUGUGGCCACAGUUCAAAGUCGCUGCAGCCCGUUUGAAUUCUCAGAACCCCGGUUUGGAUCUGAAUGCCACUGACAUCUACUAUCUGAUGUCCAUGGCUUCCUUUGAAUUGAACGCUCGGCCGUACUCCGACUGGAUCAAUGUUUUUACCCUUGAUGAGUGGGUGACGUUUGGUUACGUUCAGGACCUGAAUUAUUAUUACUGCGCCGGCCCAGGAGACAAGAACAUGGCCGCUGUGGGGGCCGUAUAUGUAAAUGCAUCUCUGACUCUCCUCAACCAAGGCCCGUCAGCUGGCACAUUAUGGUUUAACUUUGCCCAUGAUACAAACAUCACCCCCAUUCUUGCGGCCCUCGGCGUCCUCACCCCGGAGCGUGAUCUUCCCACCGACCGUGUUGUCUUCGAUAGCAAGUGGUCCUCCGGGGACAUCGUCCCCCAGGCCGGCCACCUGACAAUCGAGCGACUGAACUGCACGAGCACUGCCGCAUCACCUGCCGGCGUCUAUGUCCGCUUGGUCCAAAAUGAGGCCGUCAUCCCGGUUGAAGCGUGCCAAUCAGGUCCUGGGUACUCUUGCUCCCUGGCCGACUUCACCGAAAUUAUGUCCAAGCAGCUUCCCGAUUUCGUGUCGACUUGCAGUAUUCGCUCGUCGUACCCUCAGUACCUAGACUUCUGGUGGAACUACAAUACGACCACCGAUCUGAACUAUCCGAAGGGCCCGGUUCCCUGUGCCGAGGGAGUGGCGACAAGCUAG